AUGAGCGGCAACGGAGAUUUGAACAACACUCAAGCUGGAAGGACAGCAGUCGAGUUUGCCGCCGAUCCGUCCUUUAAACACAAGUCCUUCGCCAUUUCCCGAGACCAAGAUGACGCCGCAAUCCGUGACCAAUACCGCCCUUAUCUGUUCGAAGGCGAGAUGCUCUCUGACGAUUGGGUUGCCGAUCUAGAGCUCAGCACAGCGAUGAAGAUGGUACAAUCAGAAAUCCUGGACAAGAAACUUGAUCGUCUUCGUAUUCUGGUUCUCUAUGGUAGUCUGAGAAGCCGAUCAUAUUCUCGUCUUCUCGCCCUUGAAGCUUCACGUAUCCUCUUCCGUCUUGGUUGCGAUGUCAGAGUUUACGAUCCAGCUGGUCUACCUCAAAAAGACGAUGUUCAGCAUACUCAUCCUAAAGUCCAAGAACUUCGAGAGCUGAGUAAAUGGAGCGACGGACAUGUAUGGAUCAGUCCAGAACAACAUGGCAACUUGGCUAAUUCUUUGUGGACCGGCAUCUUCAAGCAACAAAUAGACUGGAUCCCCCUCUCAACCGGCUCCGUCCGCCCAACCCAAGGUCGCACCCUCGCCAUGGCCCAAGUCAGCGGCGGAUCCCAAUCCUUCAACGCCGUAAACUCUUUACGUAUUCUCGGUCGCUGGAUGCGCAUGUUUGCUAUUCCGAACCAAAGCUCAGUACCUAAAGCUUAUACCCAAUUUACUCCUGAAGAGGAGGGAAGUCGAAUGAUGGCUAGUGGGAAUCGCGAUCGGCUGGUGGAUUGUAUGGAGGAGCUUGUUAAGUAUACUAUUGUUAUGAGGCCGCAUUUUGAUCUUUUUGGGGAUCGUUUUAGUGAGCGGGAGGAGAAGAGGGUUAAGGAGGAGGGGAAGUAG
Molecule: messenger RNA, 879 nt
Organism: Fusarium coffeatum
Lineage: Eukaryota; Fungi; Ascomycota; Sordariomycetes; Hypocreales; Nectriaceae
Exons: 3
Coding region: 1-879 (292 amino acids)
Molecular function (GO): oxidoreductase activity
Source: RefSeq, a predicted model, not a curated record